UGCCUAUAGGGUUAUAAACAUAUAACUCUUCUCUAAUUAAUUACGUAAAUUAACACCUGUUUGUUCUCACUCUAUAUAAAUUAUAACAUUCUCAACAUAACCAAAUCAUCCAAGCAUCAAAGUGAAAAGAAGCAAGAACAAUAAAAGAAAGAAAGAUAUAAGAUUUGAUUAGAGAGAUGGAAAGCAAAGCAAGAGUUAUGGCCUCCUUAGUCCUAGUUGUAGUCGUAUGUGCCUUGGUUUUGAUCACUCCAGGAGUAGUAGCUCAUGAUCAGAAACCGCCGCAACCAAAAUCUCCACCGAGUUCUCCUAUCGAUUUAGAGAAAUGUUGGUCAUCUCUCUUCAACGUCAAUGGAUGCGUCCUCGAGCUAAUCAAAUCAGUUUUCAGUGGCAAAUUUGGAAAUUUUGGAGUUGCGUGUUGCAAGGCAUAUUCGGCAAUUGAUGCCAACUGUUGGCCUCAUAUGUUUCCAUUGAACCCGUUCUUCCCACCUCUUCUUAAAGACAAUUGUGCACGUAUCAUUCCCAAUUUGCCCGCACACAAGUGAAAUCGAUAAGAAAGUGGACCAUCAUUAGCUUAAAAAUUAAUAUUUGUAUUCAUGUUCU
Molecule: messenger RNA, 600 nt
Organism: Camelina sativa (false flax)
Lineage: Eukaryota; Viridiplantae; Streptophyta; Magnoliopsida; Brassicales; Brassicaceae
Biological process (GO): double fertilization forming a zygote and endosperm; regulation of double fertilization forming a zygote and endosperm; regulation of protein localization to cell surface
Cellular component (GO): extracellular region; vesicle
Source: RefSeq, a predicted model, not a curated record